This is a messenger RNA of Suncus etruscus (white-toothed pygmy shrew), 712 nucleotides long. RefSeq names its product centrosomal protein 20-like. The record is from RefSeq and is a predicted model, not a curated record. Gene Ontology annotation, cellular component: ciliary basal body; centrosome; motile cilium. Bases 35 to 541 code for a protein of 168 amino acids. Gene Ontology annotation, biological process: cilium assembly; microtubule anchoring. NCBI's taxonomy places the organism in Eukaryota, Metazoa, Chordata, Mammalia, Eulipotyphla, Soricidae. The transcript has a single exon. Gene Ontology annotation, molecular function: protein binding.
UGGGGCGAGGCGCGCCCCUGGCGGCCGUUGAAAGAUGGCGACCGUGGCCGAGCUGAAGGCUGUUUUAAGGGACACCUUGGAGAAAAGGGGUGCCCUGGGACAUUUAAAAGCCCAGAUUCGUGCUGAAGUAUUCGGUGUCCUCGAUGAUGACCAGGAGCCCCGACCAACACUGUCACAUGAGAACCUGCUCAUUAACGAGUUGAUCCGUGAGUACUUGGAGUUCAACAAAUACAAGUACACCGCUUCUGUGCUCCUGGCAGAAUCUGGUCAGCCGCCCGUUCCACUGGACAGACAAUUUCUCAUCCGGGAACUCAAUGCAUUUGAAGAAUCAAAGGAUAAUACAAUACCUAUUUUAUAUGGGAUUUUAGGUCAUCUCUCAAAGAGAACCACUGAUGACUUCCCAAGCGCCUUUGCCAUAGGAUCUUCUCAUCAGCCCAGCAGCCUUGGCCUCAACCGACAAGCCAGUGGGAGAAAGAAGAGGGGUGGUCGCCCACGGACAGAGAAGGAAAAUCCCCAUGUUUCUCCAGCUGUGAAGAGAUGAUCUUCCCAUCAGAGCAGCCUUCCCUUCACCUUAUAGAUUCUAAAUAACUUAUUUCUUUAUUCUCCCCAUGGUACCCAAACAUUCAAUGAUAUUUAUACUUUCUAGAGAUCAGAGUUUCUGGAAACCACUAAACCCCUCAUGUUUUACUGCAUUUAAAAAUAAAAACAAACU